AUGGAACCAGAAAAGCCAAAACCUGAAAAAAAAGAUAGUAAAAAAAAAAAUAAUUCAUGACCUGUUAUUUUAGGUAGAAAAGGUAAUAACCUUUAUACUCAUGAGUUAGCCAAAGCUCAAAUUAAAAAAGGUACACCUGUAACAGUAGGGGUAUUAAAUGAAAUAUUAGCUUACUCUAAUAUGCUAGUUAGUGAAGAUACACUAAAUUCUUUAAUUACUAUGCCUAGAUUUGUUUUUACUGAUUUGGAUAAAAAAGAAACUAGACGUUUAAUUGAUGAUAAACUAGGUUUACCUCAUAGUAAAAUACAACAACGUGGUAUUUAUAUCUUUACUUGUACAGAUACAAAUGAAAAGUAUGUUGGUUCAUCCUCAGAGUUAGCUUUGAGAUUAAGAGGCUAUUUAAAUAAAACGCACAAGGAUUCUGGUAAAUUGAUUCCUCUAAUUGAAGAAAAAGGUUUACCUUGUUUUAAAUUAGAAGUAGUUUGUUUACCCUGUUACGCUGAGUUUAAACCUGAAAUAGUUUUAGAACAAUAUUUUUUAUUGGACCCUUCUUUUAAUUUAAAUACUAUAAAGGUUUCAAAUAAUCCUAGUGGAUCUACCGCAAAACCUUUAUACAUGUAUAACAGAGAUAAAUCUAUACUUUAUUACUUUACUACACAACAAAAAGAUUUUAUAUCUAAACUUAAUAUUAGCCAUUUCACAUUUACUAAACACUUAACUAAGGGUACUUAUUAUUUAGGUAAAUACUUAUUUUUGAGAGAACAAGUAGAUACAGCAAAGGUUACAAAUAUGCUUCUACCUGAUAUAGCUCUAAUGUUACAAAAAGAUAGAGUUAACUUCAAUAAAAAUAAAGCCGUGUGUAGUUCAAGUAAAUCUGUGAUAUUAAUGGAUGUUGAAAGUAAAGAAGAAACUCUUUUUGAAAGUUUGGGUAAAUGUAUGGAAUAUUUUAAAAGUAAAAAUAUACCAGCGUCUCCUAAAACAUUGGUUAAACAUUUGAAUACAAAUAUAGCUUACCGCGGAUAUAUUUGUAAAUCUUCCACCCUAAUCACCAAAAGUGAAGGAGGACAAGAUAAAGUAUAG
Sclerotinia sclerotiorum 1980 UF-70 is the source of this 1080-nucleotide messenger RNA. NCBI's taxonomy places the organism in Eukaryota, Fungi, Ascomycota, Leotiomycetes, Helotiales, Sclerotiniaceae. The record is from the annotation of a RefSeq genome assembly.